AUGCAGAACCGGAGCGAUGCAGAAGACGAGGAGGGUGACGGCGCCCGGCCAGAGUUGGCGCUCCGGGUACUGACGGGAUGCGCCCUCUCGACGCUGGUACUGUGCACACUUUUCGGGAAUGUUCUGGUGUGUGCCGCCGUCCUGCGCUUCCGGCACCUGCGCUCCAAGGUCACCAACACCUUCAUCGUGUCGCUGGCGGUCUCUGACCUGCUGGUGGCCGUGCUGGUGAUGCCCUGGAAGGCGGUGGCAGAGGUCGCCGGGUUCUGGCCGUUCGGAGCGUUCUGCGACAUCUGGGUAACUUUUGACAUCAUGUGCUCGACGGCGUCCAUCCUGAACCUGUGUGUGAUCAGCGUGGACCGGUACUGGGCUAUAUCCAGUCCGUUCCGCUACGAGCGCAAGAUGACUCAGAGGGCGGCGUUCGUUAUGAUCGGCAUCACGUGGACUCUUUCCAUCCUCAUCUCCUUUAUACCCAUCCAGCUGAACUGGCACAAAGAGGCGCCGCUGAGUUCCAACCGAACCGUUCCCGCCGUGAUGGAGGAGAACAACUGUGAUUCCAGCCUGAACCGCGAGUACGCCAUCUCCUCCUCGCUCGUCAGCUUCUACAUUCCUGUAGCAAUCAUGAUCGUAACCUACACCCGCAUCUACAGGAUCGCUCAGAUGCAGAUCGGACGUAUCGCUUCUCUGGAACGCGCGGCAGAACACGCACAGAGCUGCCGGACCAACAGCCGAUCACACGUGUGCCAACACCAGCAUCAGCACACCACGCUCAAAAGCUCCAUCAACCGCGAGACCAAAGUGCUGAAGACGCUCUCCAUCAUCAUGGGCGUCUUCGUCUGCUGCUGGCUCCCGUUCUUCAUCCUCAACUGCAUGGUUCCGUUCUGUUCCCGCCCGAGCGGCUCCGCCCACAGGAGCGCCGGGUUACCGUGCGUAAGCGAGACCACCUUCGACGUCUUCGUCUGGUUCGGCUGGACCAACUCCUCCCUGAACCCGGUGAUCUACGCUUUUAACGCCGAGUUCCGCCGGGCGUUCGCCAGUCUGCUGGGCUGCCGGCAUCUGUGCACAAGCACGCCGGUGGAAACCAUCAACAUCAGCAACGAGUUCGUCUCCUACAACCACGACACGCUGGUGCACCAGGAGAUCGCCGACGCCUACAUCAACAUCAUCCCCAACAUGGUGCAGGGCACCGAAAAUGACGAGACCUUCGACCGGAUCUCACAGCUCUCGCACCAAGAGGACGAGGAGGUUACGGACUCGGCAGAGAUCAGCCUUCACACGCUCUCGCCCUUCAGGAACGGGAUUCGCUGACGGCGUCCCGAGCGACAGCAAGUAGGAACGUUUUACACCCACGGAAACCAAAUCGUUAUAAAUACUGACGAGGACGUUCUGAUCCUCCGUCAUAACCAAUCAUCAUUCAGCUCCUCUCAAUCUGCUCCUGGACUGAUGACCUUCACUCUACUGCAGUUAAAAUAGCAGCUCAAUAACCACCGGCUAAUAAACACCUACACUCAUCAAU
This is a messenger RNA of Trichomycterus rosablanca, 1513 nucleotides long. RefSeq names its product dopamine receptor D5a (gene drd5a). Gene Ontology annotation, cellular component: plasma membrane. The transcript has a single exon. Gene Ontology annotation, molecular function: G protein-coupled receptor activity; dopamine neurotransmitter receptor activity, coupled via Gs. NCBI's taxonomy places the organism in Eukaryota, Metazoa, Chordata, Actinopteri, Siluriformes, Trichomycteridae. The record is from RefSeq and is a predicted model, not a curated record. The coding region runs from base 1 to 1305 and encodes 434 amino acids. Gene Ontology annotation, biological process: adenylate cyclase-activating adrenergic receptor signaling pathway; G protein-coupled dopamine receptor signaling pathway.